Dreissena polymorpha is the source of this 1333-nucleotide messenger RNA. Its product is annotated as vacuolar protein sorting-associated protein 4A-like. NCBI's taxonomy places the organism in Eukaryota, Metazoa, Mollusca, Bivalvia, Myida, Dreissenidae. Gene Ontology annotation, biological process: vacuole organization; endosomal transport. Bases 163 to 1200 code for a protein of 345 amino acids. The transcript has 10 exons. The record is from RefSeq and is a predicted model, not a curated record. Gene Ontology annotation, molecular function: ATP binding; ATP hydrolysis activity.
ACGCAGCUCGGUGCAGUCAAUAUAUUGACACUGUACUUGAAAGUGUAUUCUCAAUUCUCGAUCCGGUUUAAAUAUGAUUGAGUUUUAAAGUACGUUUCAUUAUUACUAAAGCUGUACGAUUACUGAUUCAUCAUCCUUCCGAUGUAUAGUGAAGACAUUUAAAUGGCCAGCCUCUGGAGACAAGCCAGAAAUUUGGAACAGCACAGGCUAGAGCCUUCCUCGGUCAUGUGGGAGGAUGUUGCAGGAUUGAAGGACGCGAAGUCUUUCCUACAGCUGUUUGUCAUAGUUCCGCUUAUAGAGCGUGAACGAACUGCCAACAUUAAAAAAAGAAUUCUGCUCGUUGGGGCAGCGGGUGUAGGUAAGACGUAUCUAGUUCAAGGCCUGGUCAGUGAACUGCAUGCGGUGCCCGGGUGCUAUUUAUACGUGCUGUAUGCGGAAGACCUAUGGCGGAAUCGAGUCACGUGCAUUUUCAGUAGGCUGAGAGACUUGCGAGAAACGAUUCGGGCUUUCAGUCCCUGCGUUGUCGUUAUCGAUGGCGUAGACAUUUUAAAGGUUGAUCCACGCGCAGACGAAACAACAUCAGCUAGGGUCGAUUUAUUGGAAACAUUGGAGCAUCUUAAAGACUAUGACACGAUAUUUAUCGGACUUACGAACAAGCCUUGGGACCUGGACCCCUCAAUCCGCGACCGGUUCUACACGCAGAUUUACCUGCCCAUGCCGGAUGCAGACGCUAGGAACCGGAUUCUUAGAAACCUGGUAGCCGGUGAGGCAUCCGCGAUUGGGGAUAUGGAAUGCCGGUCCCUGUCAGAGAGAUUGGCUGGCUUUAGCGGGGCCGACAUUUCACGUUUGGUCAGACACGUUGACAUGGAACAAAUUCGCGCGCUUCAGAGAGCCUCUCACUUCAAACGGGUCACUGGUCCAUCGUCGACGCAGCCCUUUAUGAUUCAUGACUUUUUGACCCCGUGUGAACCAAAUGACCCUGGCGCCAUGGUGAUGACCUUUGACCAGGCUGCCCACGACAAUGUAUUACUACCUGAAAUGACGGCUGCCGACUUAUGGGCCGACUUAUGGAACAGUGUAGACACUAUCAAACCAAGUGUAACUGAAGACAUGGUUCAGAGGUUCUUACCCUUUCAGCAGGCGCUCGACUUCCGAUAUUCCAGAGUGGACCCUUAUUUUUCCAGCUUUGAGUCACAUUGAUGUUUUAAAUAUAAGGAUAAUGAAGACAGACAUUAAACAAGUUGGAUUCUUUAUUUUCGUUUCAAGAUUGUGUCCAUACAUAGUUGUACAAUGUCAAAGUAAAUAUACUAGCUAAUAAACAUUUACUUAUUAA